AUGUCGGCACAGUAUCCACCAUCAUCACCAAUUGCAUCUUUCAGGUACGACGAAAAUGACCCAUUUUACCAACCUGCCGAAAAGGAAUCAAUCGCUACGCUCAAUUUCUUCAAGAAAAAAGUUGGAGUCUCUAACCAUGUCGCUCAGUAUCCUACGCCUAACCCUUCUUCGACUCUUGGCGUAUCGUCACCUUUGAAAACCGGGGAUAAACUGGCCUCUAGCUCUCAAACACCUUCAGAAUGCGAAUUCGAGCAGGAGUUGCGUCAAGAAAUCGACUCUUCUAGGAGCCUCAGAUUAACAAGAUCUUUGGACAUCCCUCUCGACUCUCGUGUCGAAACAAGAGUCUCAGUGGGACGCAAAAAUAACCUGUGCGAUGUAGUGCUGCCACGUCAUAAAAACGUGUCUAGACUCCACGCGUUCGUUACGUACUCUCCAACAACCAAACAGGUGAAAGUCGAAUGCAAGGGUACAAACGGUCUCAUUGUCGUGUUUCCCGUUAAGCUAAACUUGAAACUGGCAGUUUCCGCACAGUAUUCCAAUACUUACAGACUAGUAGACGAAAGUUGCAGCGAAAUCACACUGGCUACUAAAGAAGUGGUCCGUGAUACAAACCUCACGUCCUUUGUGGUUUUGCAAGGCGAAACGGUGUAUAUGCCAUACGUUGAAGACACCAAAAUCGAUUUCAGGCAAAUCGAGUGCAAACUAGUUCUCAAAGAAUUCCCAGAGGACCAUUACGAUGACCUGCACAAUGAGACCGAGACCGAGGAUGAGCUACAAGCACUCAACAUUACCAGCGAUGACUUUCCUCAAGAACCGCUUACACCACCUCGCAAAAUGGUCCCUGUCUCGCAAAGCUUGAAGCCAAGCUGGCAACCAAAUCAUUCGGAGACGAAACAGGAUGUUGCUGCUCAGACGACACAUACCAAUCUCGAGAUAACAGAAAAGCGCAAUGGAAAUUCCAACGAAACACCGACAGGUCAUGCAAGAGAAGCUAAGAACGACGAAUUUGUAGCCGCAGCUACAAAUGCCUCUACUGAAAAGUCAAUUGCCACAGCCGCGUCGUCAGUACCACCAAUUAAAGAAACAGAGAUGUCUAAACUUGAAGGAUCGCAGGAAACCCCUAAGCUAGCCAAAAAGUCUCUCAAGACCCUCAAAAGUGCCAAGGACCUCAAUGCACAACCCGUUCAUCAAAGCCAGCCCAAUGAUGCAACUAAAGCAAAGACUAACAACUGUACGGCCCCUUUCCAAAAAAAGCAUAUUACGGUAACGCCCGAGCUGCAUCAAACACCUCAAAAACAAAAGGAUAGCAGUCGUAAUUCACAAGAGACUACGCCGCAUAACGAAGCACACAAAAACUUGAGACGCAGGAAAUACACGUCUCCAUCCCCAAAGAAGAACCAUAAACGGAAGAAUAAACCCCAGCAGCCUACAUUCUCCAGUGAAAGUGUGAUAUUGCAAAUGGAAUCCCGUGGAGUUGCUACUUUGGAUCUCCAACAUGUGUUGGCCAACCAUUUAGCCUUCUCAAAUGUGCAACAGGUGCCCUUCUCUCAACUACAAGAUGUAAACUCGACAAUCUCAAAGUUGAAACCGUUUGAAUUGCGUGCACUUCUGAAGGCCGAAAAGUGCAUAGGAGUGAUUUAUCGUGAGGGCAAAGACGCUGCUGGUAAGCCUCUGGACGAGGAGUACUACUAUGACUUGGAAAAUGAUUCGGAUAACAACAGAAGACAGCUCGUGUCAUCUUUGAAAGGUGGUAGAACAGGUCUUAGAAAUUGCCGGAAAGUGCAUAAGCAAUACUUCUGGAAAAAACCCACUUAA
Messenger RNA from Lachancea sp. 'fantastica', 1815 nucleotides. The record is from the annotation of a GenBank genome assembly. Lineage: Eukaryota; Fungi; Ascomycota; Saccharomycetes; Saccharomycetales; Saccharomycetaceae.